This is a messenger RNA of Notothenia coriiceps (black rockcod), 2103 nucleotides long. Its product is annotated as lysophosphatidic acid receptor 6. Gene Ontology annotation, biological process: phospholipase C-activating G protein-coupled receptor signaling pathway; positive regulation of Rho protein signal transduction. The record is from RefSeq and is a predicted model, not a curated record. Bases 668 to 1648 code for a protein of 326 amino acids. Gene Ontology annotation, cellular component: plasma membrane. The transcript has 2 exons. Gene Ontology annotation, molecular function: lysophosphatidic acid receptor activity. NCBI's taxonomy places the organism in Eukaryota, Metazoa, Chordata, Actinopteri, Perciformes, Nototheniidae.
UUGUUUGGGAAAAUCUGAUGUGAAAAUGAAAUAGAAUCCCUCUUUACUGCAUUUUGAUUUGUUUGAAUAAUUCAGACACACAUUACAUGAAAAGGCUAUUAUCCACUGACUCCGAUCUACACACUGACUUGUUGAUCCCUGCCAGACCCAAGGCUGACACACAGGACACACUUUCAGUGAAUUAUUGCUAUUCCUUUAUCAGCACAGUUAAUGAUUACCUCCAAUCAAGCGUGUAUGUUUUUAACAAGAAGCCAUAAACAUGACACCCACCAUGACAGUCAUGAAACAACCUGUGCUUAAUUGUAAGGCUGAUCACAAAAUGUAGUCAAAUAAGAAAAGUCGUUUGUUGAAAAUAACAAGUCUUUCCUUAAGCCAACUGUGUGACGAGUCAUUUUAAAGCUCAUAAAAUGUUUUUAUAUUAGGUAAAUAAAACAAACUACAAGACAUGCGGCUAGGAGAGGAGGGAGAGGAGAGGGGGAGAGAGGGAGACCCUGACCUGUGAGUAGGUGUAGGCGUGAACUGCUCCCAUCAGUAGCAUGUGCACCGUUACAGCAUCCUAACAAAUGAUCCAGCUGUCUUCAAGAAUCACUUCAUGACUGCGACUUGAUACUGGUAUACGAGUGACACUGCGUUAACUGUGUGCUGGAAAAGUCAAUCAUUUUAAGACAUGGACGUGUGGAAUAUGAGUGAUGUGGCAGCCAAGCCUGUGUCCCCUCUGUCUAACUGCACGGUGGACACCAGCUACCGCUUCACCUUCUAUCAGGUGUCCUACAGCAUCAUCUUCCUGCUGGGGUUGGUCACCAACAGCCUGGCUCUGCGCAGACUGUGUCUGUCUCCCUGCACCAUGAACAGCACAGCCAUUUACAUGGUCAGCCUCUCUGCUGCUGACAUGUUUUUUGUAAUCUCUCUGCCUCUGAGAAUAUUCUACUACUACCAGCGGGCCAGAGCCAAGACAGGAGACUUGUCCAAUUGGACUUUUAGUGUGGCGUACUGCCACCUCACUUUCACCCUCAAAUACAUCAGCCUGUACGGGGGCAUCUUCUUCCUGGUGUGCAUUGCUGCGGACCGUUACUUUGCCGUAGUGCACCCGCUGGCCUCUACGCUCCGCAGGCUGCGUGCCGCACAGCUGGUGAGUGGGGGGAUCUGGUGCCUGGUGCUGGGGCUCAGUGUGAGUCUGCCUCUGCUGCGCUUUGCAGCCGCUCACCAGCACCAGCCCUGUCUGCUGGACCCCUCCUCCCAACGCCACCGCAAAAUCAUCCUGGUAGCUCUGGGCCUCGUCUUGGGCUCAUUUCUGCUGCCCGCUCUGCUUCUCCUCUGCAGCUACUGCAGGGUGCUGAGGGUGCUUCGCCAUCCGAGACACCGCUCUCGCAGCCAGCGCCGAGGACGCCAGCACACUCUCACCAUCAUUUACUGGGUGCUCGGCAUCUUCCUGCUCUGCUUCGUCCCCUAUCACGUCAACCUCCUGGGAUACACUCUCACACACGUGGGACUGCUGCCCUAUUGUGGCCUGGCAAAGGUGACCAAGGCGGUGCACCCCGUGGUGCUUUCACUAGCAAGCUCCAAUUGCUGCCUAAAUCCACUCAUCUACUAUUUCUCCAGCAGCAUGUUGCACAGGGAGGCGCCCGGGGGAGGCAGUGGCAGCCAGUAACACAGAUCAUUUCUAUCAUUAUCUUAAAAGCACUCGAUUAAGAUUCAUUCAAUUGUCCAGGACUUUUUCUAUUCUACUACUACAGCAUCCUGUUGCUCCUACUGUGGCUGCAGUUCUUCAGAAGUUAAACUAAGAUAACUCUGUGUGUGUUGAACAUGUACUCUGUAUUAUUGUAAGGAAUUAUAACGUUGAGCAGGCUUGUGUGUUUGCUUUGGUGCCAUGCUACUAUAAGAAGCACAAUGACAGCUUAGUUCUUUUGUGUUGUGUACUCCGACAGUUUAAUCAGCCAUUAACAUAUUGAUAUGCCGUGACUUUUCUUUAUAUGUAGUGAAUGUAACAUGUUGCCUCCUUUUCCAGAAUGCUGCACGAACCUUAUAAAGUAUGUUGAUCCUGUUUAUGUAAUUCUUAAAAUGUAGUAAUAAUACUUUAGGAAAAUAAUUGUGUGUAUUUUUUUC